CAUACAAUAUAGAAAAUAAAAUAUCAUUAAUUUUUCAUACUACACAAUAAAUAUAGAUAGACAUUAAUUCGAGCUAUAAGUAAACUAUUUUAAAUCUAAAACCUCUAGGAAAAGUUUAAACAUUUAGGUGGAGCAUCUCAAGAUAAAUUUUACAAUUAGGCUAAAAUGAAUGUAUAUAUGCAAUUUUUGAUAGCAAUUGUGCUAUGUUCAUCUGUUUCAUCUAUUGUACAAGACUCGAAAAAAAUUACAAGUCCGUAUGACAAUUUAAAAAUAGUAAAAAAGAGACGAGAAUUAGAUGAAGAACACCUUUUGUCCCUAAACAAACUUCUUCAACCCGAAGAUAAUGAAUUAUUUUUUUCAGAAAAUGAUAUAAGUCUUCUAAAUUCUCAAAAAAAGGAAACACUACGAGAAAAGUACAAUAAAAGAAUGGAAUUUUUACACUGUCAAAAUGCAUAUAUACUGAAAUACUUUGAAAGGAAAAUUAUAGAUGGUCUUAUAUUAUGUGAUGGCAGACCAGACCCAAAUAAAAUAGAUGAAUUCAAAGUAUACCUAUCUUAUGUAGAAAAUAUGUUAUCGAUAUUGUAUUAUAAUCGUAUUAAAGCAAGUAAAUGGAUUAUUACGAUUUAUAUGCAACUUUUAGCUGUAGUUACAGAAAAUCAUAUAGUUCUAAAUAAAUAUUUUUUUUCAUCUGGGUCUCUCUUUAGGGAUAUAGAUACAUUUUAUAUGGAUUGUGCACAAAAAAAACUUGUACCAGAUAUAAAAAUGUUUAAUACAAAUAAUUUUAAAAAUAAUGAAAUUAAAAUCCUAGUUGAAUAUUUAUACGAUAAUGAAAAAUUUAAAAAUAUGUACAGCAGUACUUUAUUUACACUAGACAAUAUUACUCUACAAUUUGUAAUGGAAAAUUUCCAGGAAGUAAUUUUUCUAACCUCAAUAAGUAAUAUGUAUGAUUGGUCUGAUGUUAAAGAUUUAAUGGACAAUUUUAAAACUAAGGUUACGAACAUUUAUUUUAACGGUAUAUGGGCUCUUGAGCCUUAUGCCGUCUUUCAAUUUCACUGGAAAAUUCAGCAAAUUAUUUAUACACAUUUUUUACUUCAUAUUUCAUUUCAUUUAAACGUUUUUCGGAAGGAAUCGGGCUUAAAAUUUUUCGUAGGAUCUGAAUCAUUUGUUUCUGAUAUACAAGAGCAAUAUAAAGAUGUGAAUGUCAAAGAAUUAUGGCAAUCACUUGGUGAGCCAUUAAAAAAGAUUAUCAAAUUUUUAGAUUACAAUGAUAAUAUAUUCAAUGAAAUAUUAAAACUUUGUGAGAGGGAUCACCCUAAGUGGUCAUCAUUAGCAAAAUUAGAUUAUCAAGUAAAAUUAAUGGUUGCAAGGUGUAAUAUAGAGCUUAAAAACGCUGAAGAUAAAAAUAUAAUCGCGAAAAACAGAGCAAUAUUACGCAAUUAUGUAUACUUUGAAGAUUGGAAAAUAAAAAAAAAUAUUGACAAUCUUUCACAAUAUCUAUCAAAAAUGACUAAGUUAUUUGAACGAAUUGGAGGAAAUAUAUUCUACUUCAAAUUUCUUGUCGAAGAUUAUUUGUCUAAAUUCAGCAAUCAAUUUAUGCCCUUGGAUGUAAUCUAUUCUAGUGACGCAUUUUUUUAUGAACCAGAAAAUAAAAAAGAUUGAGUUAUCGUCUUAAAUUUAUAUUAUAUAUAAUAAUAAUUGAUAAAAAUUUGAAAUCAUAAAUGAAAAAUCUUUAAAAUAUAUUAAUAAAAAAUUUA
Daktulosphaira vitifoliae (grape phylloxera) is the source of this 1754-nucleotide messenger RNA. RefSeq lists its product as uncharacterized. The record is from RefSeq and is a predicted model, not a curated record. The transcript has 2 exons. Bases 166 to 1659 code for a protein of 497 amino acids. Lineage: Eukaryota; Metazoa; Arthropoda; Insecta; Hemiptera; Phylloxeridae.